Messenger RNA from Lutra lutra (Eurasian river otter), 2246 nucleotides. RefSeq names its product cardiotrophin like cytokine factor 1 (gene CLCF1). Bases 613 to 1305 code for a protein of 230 amino acids. NCBI's taxonomy places the organism in Eukaryota, Metazoa, Chordata, Mammalia, Carnivora, Mustelidae. The transcript is spliced from 3 exons. The record is from RefSeq and is a predicted model, not a curated record.
CGCCCGGGAGCCGCGAGAUCCGGUUCCCGUGCCUCCCCCGGGAGCCCCGAGCCGGGGCCGGGCCGGGGAGCCGAGAGCCACCCCCGCCAGCAGGGCUCGGGCCGGGGGAGGCACGGCCGGGCGCCCUCGAGAGGGGCCGGGCGGGGACGCGGCAUUCCUCAAGUCCGCUCGGCGGAGCCAGGAGGUGGCCGGGAGCGCGGCGGGGAGCCCGCGCGACCCGCCGGCCGGGGGAAGCCGGCAACCUGGAGCCCCUGCGGGACGAGGUCCCGGGGAUCCCCGCGGAAAGAGCCCCGCGUGAAAGUCGGGGAGAGCGAGUCCGAGGCGGGGAGCGGGCUUGCGGGAGGGGGACGCGGCGCGCGGGGAGGAGGGGGCCCGGGAGGAAGAGGGGAGAAGGGCGGGGAGCCCGAGGCCGGGCCGGCGGGAGGCGAGGGGGAGGCCGACACCUCGGGCCCGCCGCGCUCCCGCCCCGGCCCGCCGGGAGGGGAGGGCGGGAAGGAGGGCGGGCGGGAGGAGGGGAGGGCGGAGGGCAGAGCCGAGCCUGGCUGGGCCGGGCCGGGCCGGGCUGCGGGACCCGCGGCUUCCUCGCUGCGCGCCGCGCGGCCGGAGCCCACCAUGCUGCCCGCGGCCGGGGAGCCCGCGGCAGGGGACUCGUGGGGGCUGCUAGCUUGCCUGUGCACUGUGCUCUGGCACCUCCCCGCAGUGCCGGCCCUCAAUCGCACAGGGGACCCGGGGCCUGGUCCCUCCAUCCAGAAAACCUAUGACCUCACCCGCUACCUGGAGCACCAACUCCGCAGCUUGGCUGGGACCUACCUGAACUACCUGGGCCCCCCCUUCAACGAGCCUGACUUCAACCCGCCUCGCCUGGGGGCAGAGACUCUGCCCAGGGCCACCGUCAACCUGGACGUGUGGCGGAGCCUCAACGACAAACUGCGGCUGACCCAGAACUAUGAGGCCUACAGCCACCUGCUGUGCUACCUGCGGGGCCUCAACCGCCAGGCCGCCACGGCCGAGCUGCGCCGCAGCCUGGCCCACUUCUGCACCAGCCUCCAGGGCCUGCUGGGCAGCAUCGCGGGCGUCAUGGCGGCCCUGGGCUAUCCACUGCCCCAGCCUCUGCCGGGCACUGAGCCCACCUGGGCCCCUGGCCCUGCCCACAGCGACUUCCUCCAGAAGAUGGACGACUUCUGGCUGCUAAAGGAGCUGCAGACCUGGCUGUGGCGUUCAGCCAAGGACUUCAACCGGCUCAAGAAGAAGAUGCAGCCUCCUGCGGCGGCAGUCACCCUGCACCUGGAGGCCCACGGCUUCUGACCUCUCACCUUCCCCACCUCCCCUCUCGCCUCCUCCUUUAAGCCCUGCUCCUGCUGGGGAAGGGAGAAACCUGUGCGCCCUUGCUGAGCCAGGAGACAGAAGCCAGGAGGCUCUGGCCCUCUCCGGACUUGGAAGGGGGUGCGAUGCAGUAAGGCCUGUCCCUUCCCGCUUCCCAAAGUCGUGCAGGUCUGGGGAAGAGGCCCAAGAGCUCCUGUCCAGUUACCACAGGAAGGAGUGCUCACCGGCCCGAAGGGGUGCCAGCUGGUGCAAAGGCUCUCACAGCUUCCUGCGACCUGCCCAGCACUCGCCGGUGCCACACGGCCCCUCUCAAGUGGCACUUCCGGGAAGCGUGCCUGUAGGACGGGGAGGGGGGCCAUCAUGGCCCCCAUGUUUCUGGGGUGAAGCCCUCCGGCUGCCCCGCUCUUCUUCAAUAGGUGUUGCUCCCCUAUCCCCAAAUAACUCGCUACACUCGAUUCAGGAAGCUCACACAGUGGCAAGUCCAAACAGGGAGAAACAGGAUUUAAAGGUGGAAGAGGCAGGGUCUGCAUUGGAGGUCAGACUGAAAGCACAGGGCCAGGGACAGGCCGGCCCCAGGGGUCACCAAGGCAGUCGGUGGCACAGGAUGGCAGCCAAAAGGACCUUGCUUUGCAUCUUGUCGCCGGCAUCACGGUGCCUCCUCCCCACCCUCUUUCUGGGCCGGCUGUGGGUUGCCCAGGCUGGGGAAGGCAACCAGAGCCACCGGCGCAGGGUUCCCUGAAAGUUUACAUUGCAAUAGCAUUUGCAGGGUGGGGGGGGCAGCUCCCCCUGGGCCCUGCCCCCAGCCUCACCCACUCAUGACUCUAAGUUUGUUGUAUUAAUAUUUAUUUAUUUGGAGAUGUUAUUUAUUAGAUGAUAUUUAUUGCAAAAUUUCUAUUCUUGUAUUAACGAAUAAACUGCUUGCC